Blumeria graminis f. sp. triticale is the source of this 795-nucleotide messenger RNA. The record is from the annotation of a GenBank genome assembly. NCBI's taxonomy places the organism in Eukaryota, Fungi, Ascomycota, Leotiomycetes, Helotiales, Erysiphaceae.
AUGCUCAUUCUCGGCUUAACAGGAGGUAUUGCCACGGGAAAAUCAACUGUUUCCUCGAUCCUAUCGCAGCCACCGUACUCUUUACCAAUUAUUGAUGCAGACAAGCUCGCACGCCGCGUUGUCGAACCUGGCACACCAGCUUACUUGAAAAUCGUUGAAAAGUUUUCUCCCACUACACCUGACCUUCUUCAGCCGCCAUCGACUUCUACUUCUUGUGAUACUAACAGGGGUGCACCGUUGAACAGAUACGCUCUCGGCCAACGCGUCUUCGGCGACAGCGAGGAAAGAAGGAAAGAUCGCGCAGUAUUAAAUAACAUUGUGCACCCUGCAGUUCGGAAAGAGAUUUUCAGAGAAGUCUUACUAUCGUAUUUGAAGGGGCACUGGGCAGUUGUACUUGAUGUACCGCUAUUAUUUGAGAGUGGACUUGAUUUGUUUUGCGGCACCGUAAUCAUGGUUGCAGUUACAGACGCUGAACUUCAAAUUGGGCGUCUGAUGAAGCGAGAUGAUCAUUUGAGCCGAGCUGAGGCCCAAGAUCGCGUGUUAAGUCAGGACAAGAUGGAAGAAAAGGUUCAAAAAUGUCUCCUUCGAGGCAAUGAUAGGGGUAUUGUUAUUUGGAAUGAUGCGGAUCUCGAUGCACUAAAAGAUAGCAUCGGGGCGGCCAUGCUGAGUGUAGUCAGAGGUAGCCCGAAGUGGUGGGCCUGGUGCCUCCUGAUAUGCCCAUUGCUUGGGAGUGUGGUAGGGCUCUGGAACUACUGGCUUGGUCUUCGUUUCAGCCGAAAGCAGAAAUUGAGCUGA